AUGAACUUCUCAGCCGAGUCUCCCCUUGAAAAAACCGAGGUCACCAGAGAGAAGAUAUCGGCAUGGGCGGACAGUCAUGGGGCCAAGCAGGUGGACGUGUACGGGAAACCUUCAAACAGCCACCUUCAGGAGCUGGAGAGAGUCAGAAACUUAAGCAAGGAGCUCCAGAAUAAUCUGAAUGACUUAGAAAAUUCCGUCUGCAUACCGGAAGAAGAAAAACAAGCAAUGAAUCCGAUAGCACCCAUAUUGGAUUAUUCAGAACACCAUGAGUUCGUCUCAGCCAACCAAUUGGACGAUUACUACGCGAAGGAGGACGAGGCUGACGCAAGAGAAGAAGAACAGAGGAGAUUGACUAAGGGUAAAGCAGCUAAGACUGCGAUACAACGAUUCUAUAAGGAUCAGUGUGUGUUUUUGACUGGUGGUACCGGGUUUUUGGGAAAAGUUUUAAUAGAGAAACUCCUACGGUCAUGUGGUGAUUUGGACACAAUUUACGUUCUUGUACGACCAAAGAAGGGUAAAGAUCCACACUCCAGAUUGCACGAUAUGUUGGAUGAUUUCGUUUUCCACCGAGCUCACGAGGAGAAUCCAAAGGGCAUUCACAAAGUGGUUCCCGUCGUUGGUGAUAUGGAGGAACCUGGGCUAGGUUUGAGCAAUGAGGACAGGAAAAUGAUUACAUCACGGGUAACAAUAAUAAUAAACUCGGCGGCCACAGUAAAGUUCGACGAGAAGCUUUCAGUCGCGACGGGAAUCAACGUAAGAGGGACCAAGUCGGUGCUACAAUUGGCUAAAGAAUGCAAGCAUUUGAAGGCACUCACCCAUGUGUCUACAGCUUUUUCACAGACACACGUGAAGCACAUUGAAGAAAAAUUCUACGAGCCACCAAUGACCGUGGAAGCUUUGGAAGCGGUCGCGCAGUUAGAUGACUCUGUUAUUGAUCCAAUAUUGCCUACGCUCCUUGGGAACCGGCCAAACACAUACUGCUUCACGAAAGCCGUCGCUGAAGAGGCCGUCCGAAAGUAUGGAGAGGGCAUGCCUGUUGCCAUACUCAGACCAUCUAUUGUGAUCUCGACAUAUGAGGAGCCAGUACGAGGGUGGACGGACAGUGUGUACGGACCGACGGGACUAGUUGUCGGAAUAGGAACUGGGGUUCUACGUACAAUGUACAUGGAUUUGGACAAAUUGGCGGACAUGGUGCCGGUGGAUUUGACGGUGAACGCGAUCAUAGCCUCCACCUACCACACUGCUAAUAACUUUAAAGAGAAUCAAACAUCAGACAUACCAAUCUACAAUUUCGUAUCUGGUGCUCAGGCGCCCGUGACCUGGGGAGAGUUUAUUGAAGCAAAUAUACGACACGGAAUAAGUAAACCCACCACUAAGGCUGUAUGGUAUUAUGGACUUAAUCCGACGAAAAGUUACUACAUGUUUUUGUUCUACAAUUUCUUUUUACACUACUUACCUGCUUUGCUUAUCGACUCAUACUGCGCACUCACAGGCCGGAAACGGAACAUGCUGAAGUUCUACUCGAAGGUGAUAAAACUGGCACAUAUCCUCUUCUACUUUUCGACACAAGACUGGCGAUUCAGUGAUGAUAAUGUGAGGGAAAUGUGGCGCUCUCUGCCGACUUCCGAUAAAACUGUGUUUCCGUUCAAUAUGGCUGAUAUGUCCUGGGACUACAUGACUGAGACAUUUUUACUGGGACUUCGAGUGUAUCUAGUGAACGACGACCUUUCAACUCUACCGGAAGCAAGAAAAAAAUGGAACAGAUUGUACUACAUGCAUCAAUGUUUGAAGGUGAUAACUGUUUGCGUCGUAUUGUACAUCGCGUAUAGUUUAUUUAAUUUAAUUAGUUGGCUGGUAAUGGGAUGA
Molecule: messenger RNA, 1866 nt
Organism: Pieris macdunnoughi
Lineage: Eukaryota; Metazoa; Arthropoda; Insecta; Lepidoptera; Pieridae
Source: the annotation of a GenBank genome assembly